AUGAGUUUAUCUACUGACAAUGUGUUGUUUAAUAAGUCUUCUGAGAUUUCCCCUCCCGGGAUUCAUCCUUAUAAGAAGCAUUUAAUGGAUAGUCAACCUCAAUUGACCCCAGCCUCAUCGGAACCUACUAAUAGUUCUUCAAAUUUGGAUUUGGAUCCAAAAUUGAUUAAAUCUGAUUCAAGGGAACAGCUAAAGAUAUAUGGGGAUAUGGGUCCACCAUCUGUGAGCGGAAGACCAUCUUUGAUGACUUCGCCAGAAGGUUCGAGUUCAAGUUUAAGGUCUUCAAACAAUUCUGGUUCAACUCUUAACUUUCAUAAGAAGAGAACAAAGUCUGUAGAUUUAUCCCAUCUUUAUUUGCUUGCAAAUACUGAUAAUGCUGAAUUCACUGCUACUAAUGAAUCAGUUGCUGAUAUGUCUCAUCAAAUGAUUAGUCAAUAUUUAGGUGAAGAAAAUAAUUCAAGUUUACUACCGAGAUUGAAGACAAUUGAUAUGUAUAGACAGAACGUUAAAAAAUCAAAGGAUCCAAGUAUUUUAUUUGAAUAUGCUCAAUAUAUUUUACAAACUGCAUUGACCAUGGAGGCUUCUAAUGAACUUGUAGUUCAAGAAGAACAAUCAAAUGAGAAAACUAUAACUCAAAAGGAACUAAGGAAACAAUUUCUAAAAGAAGCACAUCAUUAUUUGAAAAAAUUAAGUGUUAAAGGUUAUGCUAAUGCCCAAUAUCUAUUAGGUGAUAGCUAUGCCUCUGGUGCAUUUGAUAAAAUUGAGAAUAAAGAGGCAUUCACUUUAUUUCAAGCUGCUGCCAAACAUGGUCACAUCGAAAGUGCCUAUAGAACAGCUUACUGUUUUGAAAAUGGUUUAGGUACAACGAGAGAUUCACGUAGGGCAUUGGAUUUCUUGAAAUUUGCUGCUAGCAGAAAUCAUCCUUCUUCAAUGUUUAAAUUGGGUUUAUACUCAUUUUAUGGACGUAUGGGUUUACCUAGUGAUGUAAAUACAAAGCAAAAUGGGAUCAAAUGGUUAUCUCGUGCUUCUGCAAUUGCCACAGAAUUAACUUGUGCUGCUCCUUAUGAAUUAGCUAAAAUUUAUGAAAAUGGGUUUUUAGAUAUUAUAAUUCGUGAUGAAAAGUAUGCCACUGAAUUAUACAUUCAAGCAGCAUCCUUGGGUCAUGUUCCCUCUGCAACAAUUCUGGGCCAGAUUUAUGAAAGGGGAAACGAAACAGUAACACAAGAUACAAGCCUAUCUGUACAUUAUUAUACACAGGCAGCCAUGAAAGGAGAUCCAAUUGCAAUGUUGGGAUUAUGUGCUUGGUACCUUUUAGGUGCUGAACCUGCCUUUGAAAAAGAUGAAAAUGAAGCCUUCCAAUGGGCCUCAAAGGCUGCUGACAUUGGAUUACCAAAGGCUCAGUUUAUCAUGGGUUUCUUCUAUGAAAAAGGUAAGGGUUGUGUUGCUGACCUCGAGACUGCAUGGGGUUGGUAUGAGCUAGCGGCAAAAAAUAAUGAGCCUCGUGCUAUCAAGAAAUUAGAGAGUAGACAAGGUAGAACUACAAAUGCUAAUGGAAAAAUUUUUACACAUAAGAAGAAUAAAAGUACUGCAACAGUAAAUUUAUUUACUAAACUAGAGGAAGAAGAGGAUUUCCGAGAGCCAGAGACUGUUGAACCGGAAGAGUAUUUUAGUCCAACUAAUGACUCCAAUAAAAAUACAUUGUUGAGUCCUACCUUGAUGAUGAAGGGUAGUUUUGAGAAGACACCCACUCUUUUGCAUGAUAACGCAAAUACCCAGGCAUAUUUCAAUCUAAAUACAGAAAACUUUAACCAUUCACCACCUGUAUUUGCUGCUCAAUUCGAGAAGAAGAUAAAAGCGCAAAUGAAGAACAAUAAUGACAUAUCCAACUCUGAUAAAAAGACUAAAAAAAAAUCAAAGAAGUCCAAACAAUGUAUUAUAAUGUAA
Messenger RNA from Vanderwaltozyma polyspora DSM 70294, 1944 nucleotides. RefSeq names its product Skt5p (gene SKT5). The transcript has a single exon. The coding region runs from base 1 to 1944 and encodes 647 amino acids. The record is from RefSeq and is a predicted model, not a curated record. Lineage: Eukaryota; Fungi; Ascomycota; Saccharomycetes; Saccharomycetales; Saccharomycetaceae. Gene Ontology annotation, molecular function: protein binding.